Phodopus roborovskii (desert hamster) is the source of this 1205-nucleotide messenger RNA. It is a transcript of the gene Fndc10, whose product is annotated as fibronectin type III domain containing 10. The record is from RefSeq and is a predicted model, not a curated record. Lineage: Eukaryota; Metazoa; Chordata; Mammalia; Rodentia; Cricetidae. The transcript has a single exon. The coding region runs from base 156 to 827 and encodes 223 amino acids.
UGAGGGCCCUGCGUGGGGCGGGUUGGAGCAAGUGGCGGAUGAGGGUCCUGCGCGGGGCCAGCGCGGCAGCGGCUGGGGCGGCGUGGCCCGCGUGACCCUCCCCGCGCCCGGUGCGCUAGCGAGCCCGCGCCCCGUUGCGCCGGCCCCGCCGCAGGAUGCGCGCUCCGCCGCUGCUGCUGCUGCUGGCCGCCUGCGCCCCGUCCUCAGGCGCAGAUGUGACCCCGACGCCGCCGGGCUGGGAGCCGGCCUCCGACGCGCCCUGGUGCCCCUACAAGGUGCUGUCCGAGGGCCCCGAGGCGGGCGGUGGGCGCCUAUGCUUUCGCAGCCCGGUUCGCGGCUUCCGCUGCCAGGAGCCCGGCUGCGUGACGCUAGUCUCGGCGGGUGGUUCGCUGCGCGCCCACGUCCUGCGCAACCGCAGCGUGCUGCUGCAGUGGCGCCUGGCUCCGGCCGAGGCGCGCCGCGUGCGAGUCUUCGCGCUGAACUGCUCGUGGCGUGGCACCUACACGCGCUUCCCGUGCGAUCGGGUGCUGUUGGGCGCCUCCUGCCGCGACUACCUGCUGCCCGAUGUGCACGACAGCGUGCGCUACCGCUUGUGCCUGCAGCCGCUGCCGCUGCGCGCCGAGCUCGCCACCGCCCAGCCAGAGCUCGCAGAGUGCGUGGAGUUCACCGCCGAACCGGCAGCUAUGCAGGAGAUCGUGGUGGCCAUGACGGCGGUGGGCGGCUCCAUCUGUGUCAUGUUGGUGGUCAUCUGCCUGCUGGUGGCCUACAUCACCGAGAACCUCAUGCACCCGACCUUCAGGCGACCCAGUCAUCGCAGGCAGUCGUGAAGCGCAAGGCGACCCGCCCACCUGGGUUCCACCUGCCCAAAUGUGCUAAGACCCUAGGCCCUUUCUCCUGCUUACCUCUCAUUCCCUCUCCCUCUUUGCGAUGCCCAUGGAGGGCCUAAUGGAGACUAGCCCGUGCAGGGACCUUGUCAUCAUUUCAUGACCUUGCUGGGUCUGCCUUCCAGACUCAGUUCUCAGACUGGCCAUGGGCCCCAGGCUAGAGUGUCAGGCGCAUCCAGGGGUCUUCCCUGUCUCUAGAGGCCUUGUAGAGCCGGCCAGAAUUUACAGUCCCUCUGUCAAGAGCCACUGGCUCCCAGGACCAUCAACCUGAACUUUCGUCUUGUGCUAUGUUGUCAGAGCUUGGGGCGUGACCGUUGCUUG